Molecule: messenger RNA, 1191 nt
Organism: Triticum dicoccoides
Lineage: Eukaryota; Viridiplantae; Streptophyta; Magnoliopsida; Poales; Poaceae
Product: zinc finger AN1 and C2H2 domain-containing stress-associated protein 16-like
Exons: 2
Coding region: 170-1033 (287 amino acids)
Cellular component (GO): cytoplasm
Molecular function (GO): zinc ion binding
Source: RefSeq, a predicted model, not a curated record
CAAAACGUUUUGUAAGCGAUUUCGUGCCCCUUCCGCGUGCGGGCGAGCGACCUUCUCCCCCUUCCCCUUCCCUGCCGGUGGCAGCGACCGAGGCAGCCGUCGGAGCGGACGGGGCGCGCGUCGCCGAGUUUGCUCGGAUCCCCCGAAGCGCGCGCGGUUCCGGCGGGCCAUGGGCACGCCGGAGUUCCCUGACCUGGGGCGGCACUGCAGCGUCGGCGACUGCCACCAGAUCGAUUUCCUCCCCUUCACCUGCGACAGAUGCGACUUCGUCUUUUGCCUUCAGCACCGAAGUCAUACAUCACAUAAGUGUCCAAAGGCUAAUAACAAGGAUGUCACUGUCGUCGUCUGCCCACUAUGUGCUAAAGGAGUUCGCCUGAAUCCAAAUGAAGAUGCAAACAUCACCUGGGAGUCUCAUGUUAAUACUGAUUGUGAUCCAUCAAAUUACCAGAGAGCAACAAAGAAAAAGAAAUGCCCAGUUCCUGGGUGCAGAGAACAGCUGACAUUUUCGAACACAAUCAUGUGCAAAGAUUGUAGCAAAGAGCACUGCCUCAAGCACAGAUUUGGUCCUGAUCACAAGUGCCCGGGCCCAAGAAAACCGGAACCUACCUUCCCCUUUGCCAACAUGCUAAGAAGAAGUCAGAAAGUUGAACCACGCGCAAACAGCAGUGGCAGUGGUUCUUCCUGGUGGAGCUCCAGCCUUUUGAAUGCAGCAUCAAGUUUCAGAUCAUCAGCAGAAGCAGGAAUGCAGAAACUGAGCAUUGCCACCAGCGAAGCCGUCCAGAAGGCUAAGGAUGGGGUCACCCCGAGCAGCAGUGGUGGUGGCCUCGUGGAGCAAUGUGUUCAGUGUCCAGCAAGGUUUUCCACUGUUGGGGCCCUAAUCGAGCACGCCGAGAAAUCCCAUGGGAACAACUCGCAACCGAGCCGUGGCAAAGUGACGAUUGAUGCUUGCCCCAAAUGUAGCAAGGGAUUUCAAGAUCCGGUGUUACUAGUGGAGCAUGUUGAGAGGGAACAUGGAGGAACUUCAAAAGCAUAAACCUGCCCGUGAGUCAUUUCACAUGAGUAUGUUAUAUGCCUGAUUGCUGAGUAAUUUACUCCUCGUUUACUCGAUUUGAUUGUACUCUAGUGAGCUCUGGGCUCGAAUUGUGCACAUGAAAGAAAGUCUUAUCUCAACCCAAGCCAUUGUCAAUUGAA